This is a messenger RNA of Cygnus olor (mute swan), 4880 nucleotides long. RefSeq names its product RUNX family transcription factor 1 (gene RUNX1). Gene Ontology annotation, cellular component: nucleus. Gene Ontology annotation, biological process: neuron differentiation; regulation of transcription by RNA polymerase II; regulation of cell differentiation. Lineage: Eukaryota; Metazoa; Chordata; Aves; Anseriformes; Anatidae. The transcript has 7 exons. The record is from RefSeq and is a predicted model, not a curated record. Bases 1074 to 2381 code for a protein of 435 amino acids. Gene Ontology annotation, molecular function: DNA-binding transcription factor activity, RNA polymerase II-specific; ATP binding; RNA polymerase II cis-regulatory region sequence-specific DNA binding.
CGGCGCGCGCCGGAGCCGAGCGGAGCCGAGCGGAGCCGAACCGAGCCGAGCCGAGCCGGGCCGGGCCGGGCCGGGCCGGGCAGACCACGGGGGGCAAAGGGCGGCAGCGAGCCGACGGGUGCCGGCGCCGUGGGAAGCUUUGCGAAGACCCCGGGAGCUCCCCGCUGUGGAAAUGUGCUUUAUCCUGAGCCGUCGUCUGGGCUGGAGGCUGUGACUUGUGACCCUGCCUGGGAACUUUCUCAUUUUGUUGGCUUUCAUUAUAUUUUUUUUUCCUGUUUUCUAUUUUUUUUUUCCCCCCCGUUGCUUCCUCCCCGCCUGGGGGUUAGCGGCUCUGCCCCCACCCGCUCCCCGGGGUGCUUUUUGCCAUCGGGUGUUUUUGGCUGCCGCCGCUUGGCCGGGUGCGGGGGCUCUGCCCGCAGCCAGCCCCCAUCCACCCCGCUGGGGAGACGAGCCAUGCUUCCCAAAGCAGGCUUCCACCUGCUGCGGUUAAAGUGUUGGUAAGCAGCCGGCUCCUGCGGCCGGAUUAGAGGAAGGCUGCCUCAGAUACCGAAAAAAAAAAUAAUACUAAUUGGCAAUGACUUUCGAAGUUGUUGCAGGCUGUUGGUUUGUCUGCUGAGGGGAACGUGAGUGAGAGAGAGAGAGCGCUGUUGCACACACAAAACCGCAGGGAGAACCCACAAUUUAACCAACAUCCCCAAACCCAACUUCUCAGAUGUGGACCUCUCAGCCUCAGCGCUCGUGAGCGGCUGCGACCUUUCCUUGCGUUCAUGGCAGGCGUUAUACCAAAGACAAGUGCACAGAGAGAGAUCUGAAGUUUGAAUGCCAUGCACUGAGCUUUUUAUUUUUCUUUUUUAUUUUUUUUUAAUUUUUUUUCUUCGCGAGAAUUAUUGAGAGGUCAUGCCAUGGGCACUCGCAAACCAAACUACUGAAGCCGAUUUCCAAGGCUGCUUAAAUCCAAAACCCUGCAGAGAACGUUAAUGGAUUCCCGGCGUGGUUAAAUCCUCCGCAGAUGAUACUAUACCAGCACCAGCCGCCGCUUCACGCCGCCCUCCACCACGCUGAGCCCGGGGAAGAUGAGCGAGCCGCUGCCGCUGCCCGGCGCCGAGCACAGCGGCGCCCUGGCGGGGAAGCUGCGCAGCGCCGACCGCAGCAUGGUGGAGGUCCUGGCGGAUCACCCCGGGGAGCUGGUGCGCACCGACAGCCCCAACUUCCUCUGCUCCGUGCUGCCCACCCACUGGCGCUGCAACAAGACGCUGCCCAUCGCCUUCAAGGUGGUGGCCUUGGGAGACGUGCCCGAUGGGACGCUGGUGACGGUAAUGGCUGGAAAUGAUGAAAACUACUCUGCAGAACUCAGAAAUGCAACAGCUGCCAUGAAAAACCAAGUAGCAAGGUUCAACGACCUCAGAUUUGUGGGUAGAAGUGGAAGAGGGAAAAGCUUCACGCUGACCAUCACAGUCUUCACGAACCCUCCACAAGUAGCCACGUACCACAGAGCCAUCAAGAUAACGGUGGAUGGACCUCGUGAACCCAGAAGACAUCGUCAGAAACUAGAUGAGCAGACAAAGCCCGGGAGCUUGUCCUUUUCAGAGCGCCUGAGUGAACUGGAGCAGUUGCGUCGUACGGCCAUGAGGGUCAGCCCACACCACCCAGCCCCCACACCCAACCCACGAGCCUCCUUGAACCACACCACUGCUUUUAACCCUCAGCCUCAGAGUCAGAUUCAGGACACGAGGCAAGUACAGCCGUCUCCGCCGUGGUCCUACGACCAGUCCUAUCAGUACCUGGGCUCCAUCGCUACCCCCUCGGUGCACCCUGCCACGCCGAUAUCACCCGGCAGGGCCAGCGGCAUGACAUCCCUCACCGCAGAGCUUUCCAGCCGCCUCUCUGGUGCUUCCGAUUUGACGGCAUUCAGUGACCCCAGGGUGGGGAUCGACCGCUCCUUCUCCGCGCUCCCUUCCAUUUCUGAUCCUCGGAUGCACUACCCAGGAGCGUUCACCUACACGCCGACGCCCGUCAGUUCGGGGAUAGGAAUCGGUAUGUCUGCCAUGUCCACGGCCACGAGAUACCACACUUAUCUCCCGCCUCCAUACCCCGGCUCCUCUCAGGCCCAAGGUAGCCCGUUCCAGACCAGCUCACCCUCGUACCACCUCUACUACGGAACCUCGGCUGGGUCCUAUCAGUUCUCCAUGAUCUCAGGGGGAGACCGGUCUCCCCCGCGCAUCCACCCUCCUUGCACCAAUGCUUCCACGGGAUCAACACUCCUCAACCCCAACCUUCCCAACCAAAGCGAUGUGGUUGAGGCAGAAGGGAGCCACAGCAACUCCCCGACUAACAUGGGCACCACAGCAAGGCUAGAGGAAGCGGUGUGGCGACCAUACUGAAUGCAUUUUAAGUAGUCAUGGGCCAGGACUAAUGUGCUUUCGAUAUACCGAUGCCCGUAGGUAUCCCAUAAACACCUGUCUUGCUUGUGGGCCCUGCCAUGUUCAUACAUCACUUCCAGAAGCAAACUCUCCAGAAGUCAGCGCUCCCAGGAGCGGUGGCGUGUGUUGGCCAGCCAGCUGUGGGGCUGGAGAAGCAGCGUCACGCCAACAAGGUACCCUCUCGGGGGGCUGAGCUUCUGGAAAGGAGGACGUUCAGGUUGGUGGCCUGUAGAUAGUGAGGGUGGGUAGGAAGAUACCCAGUUUGUUUCCAGGCCCGUGGCUUUCAAACGUGCCCGGGCUUGAAGGUCUCCACAGCCCUAAAGAGUUUCAGUUCACUUCUAUUUUUAAGACUUAAGACCUAAAAGAAUCUUAGUGAGUUUACUGCAUCUUACGGACAUAUUAACUAUAAGGAAGUAUAGGAAGAUUCCCAGAGGGAAACUGUGAACGCUUCUGUUUUAGCAAUGCUGUGAAUGAGAGGUUUUAUAUGUUGGACUUCACCCAUUCUUUUUUUUUUUUUUAACCAUGUUGUAUAUUCCAAAGAAUACGGAAUUUUUUAUUGCUGUUUGUUUUGUUUUGGGUUCUUUUGUUGUUUUUGUUUUUGGUUUUUUUUGGAUGCAACUCAUCCUGCUUUGCAUCUAAUUUGUUUUAUUUCUCUUGGCACCUUAUAAAUUGCAAAAAAAAAAAAAAGAUUUUACUUUUUUUUGUUGUUUUAAUCAUGCUUGCUUCUUUCUUGCUUUGUCAACUGAAAGAAUCAGCCCUUUUUCAAUAAGUUAAUUUAACUUUUUUCUCUUGGACUUUUUUUUUUUUUAAUACAACGGCUACAGCCUUGGGUCAUUUUCAACUACUGUACUACUUUGAUGAGUUCAUUGAUAUUUAUGCUUGAUAUUUAGACUUUUCUUAUUUGUUGAUACUAUUAUUAUUUAAAUAUGCCUAUAUUAAAAAAAAAAAUUAGCAAUUGCCUUUUUUGGUAGCAGCCAAAGUCAAAUUUAUCACAUUGAAAAAGGCUGGAAAAACGAUGGGUAAAGUGACCUCCUAAUUACCUAGAAAUAUUGUUUACAAUUCUCCCUUUCAUUUUACUCAGCUAACUGGGCUCUGAGCCUCAGAGGUGUGUAGAUGCCCUGUUCUCACUGAAACGACUGAUGCACCAGAAGCCCCGUGAAGGCACUGUGCCUCCCCACCCAGUGGAGUCAUCUCUCCCCAUCCUUUCCUCACUUUUCCUUCAUCACCAGUGGUGAUGCUCAGGAUCAGUAAUCAGGAGGUACAUAUAUCAUAAGGCAGACUCUAUAUUCUCUCAAUUAAAUACAUCCUCAUACGGUCCCAUUCUGCUGCUGAGCUUCUCUGGGCUUCCUAAGAACUCCAGUAGAGGCCUUAUACAUAGUCUUUCAAAUCAAAAGGCAACACACGGUUAGCAUGGCAAGGGUGAAGUCCUGGCUCUGCUAGAAUCAACGUGAGACUUGCUCCCGGCUCAGUGGAGCCAAGAUUUCUGUGCAGUACAAGAGCCAUGUUCCAGCCUACUGGAAAAUAGAUCAAGUCAUGCAUCGCAAAAUAGCUCGGACUGAACAGGGUUGUCAAGCUCAUCUGGAAAGCAGGCCAGCGAAGAAGGGGCCUUAACGGUUCCUCCGCCACCAAAUUCUGAGGGAAGAGGAAGGAGAUUUAAAACUGGUGCACAAACUAGUCUGUCCUGUAGCAAAUCUGCAAGCCUUAUUCUAACAGCAUGUUAAUACAGAGUCGUCAUCGUUGCCCAUCGUUACAGCACAAACAUAUCAGAUGUCACUGUAAAGUUUAUGGCACUAUUAUAUUUGAGGGUUUGGUCUGAAUGCAGUUGUUGUACUACUCAUUAAUUGCAAACUGCUGAUGUUGACACGUGUGCGUUCCAAAUGAUCUGAUUAUUAUUUAAUGUACCUCUUAAACGAGUGAAACAAUUGCAGGUCAACUCAGAGAGUAUUUGAAAGCAGGACUUCAGAUCAGUGUUUGAUGUUUAAAAAAAAAAUUAAAAGGAUUCAAAUUAAAAAGAUCCUUGGCUGCAGGCAGCAAAACAGCUGGACUUAUUUAAAACCAUUUGUUUUUCAAGUUUUCUUUUUUUUAUAUAUGAUUUUGCUUCUUUGUUUAAGACGGAUGCAGUAGCACUUUGGUAUUGAAAAGUUACAAAUUGAAGAAUUUACAUUGUCAAUAAGGUCAUUUUUGUGCAGAAAAUAGGGAGUGUUUCAAGAGAUCUCAGCAAAAGUUCAAAAUGGUUCUGUUAAAAUACAUAUAUGGCCCUGUGCUUUUAAUUCUGCAUAAUAUUAUUUAUCAUUUUCUAGAGUUUGCUCUGAACAAAAAAGGCAGAAAACAUCCAAAAAAUGAUACCAGAACAGUUAAAAAUGCAUUUUGGAAGUAUGGAGACCUUGCUGAAUAUGGAAAUAGAGAGACCCUACCUGUUGUGACAUUUUACAUAGUUAGAACCUCACCUCUUCAGUAGCC